AUGACGACAGAGUCUUUUUUCAAUCCUUUGGAUAGGUCGCAGAUCGCUUUCAUUCCAGCAGACCGGGAAUCCAUUGUAGAUAUCGAGGGUGUCCCGGACACGACGCCAAGCUUAGACGGUUUGCGCAAGCCCUUCAAUGACCAAUAUUCUCGUCGUGACUCUUUGGCGCCGUCCGAGACGUCGCAGAGCAUUUUCAGUGACGGGUUCACCGCUGGUAGUCCAUGGAGUUCCGUCGAAAACAUGGAACGGCUUUCCAGUGUGUCAAGCGGCUCGUCGUGUGGCACUGGUAUGAGCCACGGCAUUCGCUACAAGGUUGUACUCAAGCUCAAUGUGCGGGAGAUCAACUUGAUCCGCAACUCGUGGAGUAUGAUGCUCAACGACGAUCUUUCCGGAGACAGGUUUCGCACAGUGCUUCGUAGGAUUUGGAAUGAGAUAGGAGCUUCUUCUUGGGGCAGUAGCGGUAAUUCACAGCGUAAAAGCUCCGUCACGAGCGUGCGCACGCCUCACACUAGCAAGGCACGUGCGGGGUCUAACAAUACGUGGGGCUCGACUUCAAAUGCUCAACCAACAUUCACUUCCGCCUCUAAACCCAUUAGUAGCGGUGCGUUCGCAAGCUCUAUUUUCUGCAGCCAGUUCUACGGUAACUUGCUAUACAUGGAACCCGCUAUCGAACAAAUGUUUCCGUCGAUCAAACAUCAGGCAGUAUCGUUUGCUGGGGUGCUCACUAUGGCAGUCAACAACCUGGAUGAUCUCUCGACACUAGAGACCUAUCUUACCGGCCUGGGUAAACGUCAUUCUCGAAUUCUGGCUAUUGAGCCACCUCACUUUGAGCUUAUGGGCAUGGCCUUCCUUAAAACUAUAAAGGAGCGCUUCGGAGUCCACACAACUUUGGAACUGGAGGAAACGUGGUCAAGACUGUACAGUUAUCUGGCCAACAGUAUACUGCAAUUUGGCAUCGACCCGGUGCUAAAGAUUGAUGCCACGAGAAACGAAAUAAGAUUCCCAGUACCAGACGUGGCCAAGGGCCUUCCUUACACUGCUAGUGCACUUCAAAGUCCUUCUAUGGCUCAUCAAUCAUCAAGUCAAAAAUUCAGAGUAAGCUCCACUCCAGAGGUUAUGUUAUCUAUGGCGCAGAAGCCAGUAUCACUUCCACGAAGUAAUACUAUAAAGACACCAAAACAGCUGAAAAAGAACGAAAUCCCAGCUAGGUCGCUUUACGCUACAAAUAAAUCCCAAGAACAAGAUAAAGACUGUGUGAUAAUGUGA
This is a messenger RNA of Lachancea nothofagi CBS 11611, 1266 nucleotides long. The record is from the annotation of a GenBank genome assembly. NCBI's taxonomy places the organism in Eukaryota, Fungi, Ascomycota, Saccharomycetes, Saccharomycetales, Saccharomycetaceae.